CCCCAACACACGGCGCGCCGACAACGCAUAUAUAUGACGCAUAUGGAUAACUUACUAGCUCUAGUCCGCCGCCUCGAUCGGCGGCGCCGCCUCCCCCUUGAUGAUCUUCUGCUUCGCCAGCUUCUCUUCGUGCGCGGCGCGCUUCUUGUGCUGUCUAUACAAGUAAAAGGCCGCCCCGUAGAAGAGCAGGUUGCCCGUCGACAGCACGAACAUGACGCCCAGCACCUUGAGGAGCGUGACGAGGAUCGGCUCCAGGUCCGCCAGCGUGAUCUUCUUGAACUCCUCCAACUGCGCCCGAAAGAUCCGCGGCGCGAAGACGAGCGUGCAGAACCGGUCCCACAGCAACGUCCCAAACAACGAGGCGAGCACCAGGCCCACGAUCUCGAACCUGAACUGGUCGUCGGGGAACGGCGAGAGGUGGAUGGCGGCGUUGACCUCCGGCAGCACGUUCCAGGCGCAGAGGCAGAUGCCGCCGAUGCUCACGAAGAGCGAGAGGAAGAGCGCGUGGUUCUCCGACAGCCCCUUCAUCCAGGGCCGGCCCUUGUAGUUCACGAAGAGGACGGCGACCAUCUGCGAGGUCUCCACCAGAAAUACGGCGGUGUUCAGCAGGUUCGGCAGGAACGGCGUGGCCCACAUCGACGUGACGAACGCGAAGGGGUCGUCCUCGUCGCCGGUGUCGUCGGCGAGCUCGCCGGCCCGCGCCUUGCGCUGGAACCGCACCACGGCCCGCAGGGCCGAGUCGCCCAUGCGCGCGGUCGCCAUCUUGACGGCCCGCCGCAUGCAGUAGACGUGGAUGGCGCCCUGGCCCGCCACGCUGGCGCCUGCGCGGCGCUCGAACCUCGAGGCGCCCGUCCCGCCGCGCGGGCCUCUCUCUCUCUCUCUCUCUCUCUCUCUCUCGUGGAUUUCCGCGCGGGCCGGCGCAGAUCGACGGGUGGAACAGGGACCCGAGCGGCCGGAUCGGGUGCAUCGACUCGAGGGGCGUCGCGUACGAGAAGGCGAGCGACGCGACGACGAGCAACCUGCGCGCGGACCGCGCCGUGUGCGCGGGGGAGACGCGGGGGUCGGCGUCGCGCGGGACGCGGCCCGCGCGCCAGCCCGACGCCAUCAUCUGCCGUUCCGACGACCGCGCGCCCUCGAGCGACAGCGCCGCCAGCGUGUAGGCCGAGAUCACGCUCUCCAGGACCAUGAUCUGCUGCUGCUGCAGGGACGACAGCAGGGUGCAUCGCCCCUGCCGGAUCAGGUCCACCACGGCCCGGAUCGACGGCGCCCGCGACGUGAACGGCGCCGCGACGGACGCGUCGCCCGGCCGGAUCAUCUGCGGGCCGUUCGGGUCGUCCAGGCCCCCCAGCAACUUCUGGGCGGCCGCCAUCGGAUCCUUCGGCGCCUCGCCGCCGAGCUGCUCGUCGUAGACGUUGCCCAGGCCCCGGUCGAUCUUCCGCACCUCGACCUCCAUCUCGCGCUUCAUCCGCAGCGCGACGUCCUUGAUGGCGCCGGCCUGGGCCAGGAAGCCCGUCUCGCCCCGCUGCUCGCGCCGCCGGAUCUCCUCCUCGAGCCACUCCUUCUGCUUCGCGGCCAUGUCCUUCUGGGCGGCGUCGAUGCCGGCCUUGCGCCGCUGCCCGGCGUCGCGGUGCGCGUCCUCGAGCGCCUCCUUCUGGGCGUUCAGGACCGCCUCCGCGCUCGAGUCGCCCUUGGCCGCGGCGAGCUUGGCCCCGGCGUCCGCGUACCCGCCCUGGCCGGUGGUGUUCGCGUCGCCGUACCCGGCGAGGAGCGCCAGGCCGACGUCGGCCUGCUUCAGGGCGCCCACGUCGUUGCCGCCGUCGCCGCACAUGAGGACGGAGGGCGCGUCGUGCAGCGCCUGCAGCGACCGGCAGAUCCGGGCCUUGCCCUGGGGCGACAUGCGCGCGAAGACGUGCACGCCGCCCGCGACGGCCCGCCACACCGCCUCCUCGUCGUCCGCCGCGGCCGCGGCCGCGCGGAGGGCCUUCUCCGUGACCACCAGGGGGCCGCGCGCGGCGAGCGCCGCGACGUCCGCCGCCGCGAACGCGACGGGCGCGCG
Pelagomonas calceolata is the source of this 2056-nucleotide messenger RNA. Lineage: Eukaryota; Pelagophyceae; Pelagomonadales; Pelagomonadaceae. The record is from the annotation of a GenBank genome assembly.